Molecule: messenger RNA, 14412 nt
Organism: Triplophysa dalaica
Lineage: Eukaryota; Metazoa; Chordata; Actinopteri; Cypriniformes; Nemacheilidae
Gene: huwe1
Product: HECT, UBA and WWE domain containing E3 ubiquitin protein ligase 1
Exons: 82
Coding region: 118-13650 (4510 amino acids)
Biological process (GO): Golgi organization; proteasome-mediated ubiquitin-dependent protein catabolic process; protein polyubiquitination
Cellular component (GO): Golgi membrane; nucleus
Molecular function (GO): zinc ion binding; protein binding; ubiquitin-protein transferase activity
Source: RefSeq, a predicted model, not a curated record
CGCUGCUGUAAAAUGGAGAAGUUAUGUUGAAGCGCAACCGAGGUUUUGCACAUGAAAAAUGCCGUUAAGUUGGAAUUGCCAAAUCGUAUACUGAACAGAGUGUAGAAAUUAGUAACCAUGAAGGUUGACAGAAGCAAAUUGAAGAAGACCCCAACUGAAGCGCCUGCCGACUGCAGGACUCUCAUAGAGAAGUUGAAGGGAUGCAGCGAUGAACAACUGUUACUGGAACUCCAGCAAAUCAAGACCUGGAACAUCGGAAAGUGUGAACUGUAUCAUUGGGUGGACCUGCUGGACCGCUUUGAUGGCAUCCUCUGUGAUGCGGGACAGACAGUGGAGAACAUGUCGUGGUUGUUGGUUUGUGACCGGCCAGAGAAUGGGCAACUAAAAGCCUUAUUGCUGGCGGUGCUCAACUUCACCGCACUGUUAAUUGAAUACAGUUUUUCAAGGCACCUGUACAGCUCUAUAGAGCACUUGACCACCCUUCUAGCAUCAUGUGACAUGCAGGUGGUUCUGUCUGUGUUGAAUCUUCUGUAUGUAUUCAGCAAACGUUCCAACUACAUUACCAGACUGGGCUCCGAUAAGAGAAGCCCAUUGCUUGCCCGUCUACAACAUCUGGCUGAGAGCUGGGGUGGGAAGGAGAAUGGCUUUGGUCUUGCUGAGUGCUGCAGAGAUCUGCCGAUGUCGAAAUAUCCACCAAGUGCCACAACACUGCACUUUGAGUUCUAUGCAGAACCCGGGUCAGAGGUCAAAGUGGAAAAGAAGUCGAGCAGCAAUACGCUACACUACAUUCAUAUCGAACAACUUGAUAAGAUUUCAGAGAGUCCAUCAGAGAUCAUGGAGUCUCUGACGGCCAUGUACAACAUCCCUAAAGACAAACAAAUAUUGCUUUUCACGCACAUUCGCCUGGCUCAUGGCUUCUCCAACCACAAGAGGAGGCUGCAGGCAGUGCAAGCCAGGCUGCAUGCCAUCUCCAUACUCGUGUACUCCAAUGCCCUCCAGGAGUCGGCUAACAGCAUACUGUACAAUGGGCUUAUAGAAGAGCUAGUAGAUGUGCUUCAGAUCACAGACAAACAGCUAGUGGACAUCAAAGCUGCCUCUUUGCGCACUUUGACCUCCAUAGUCCACCUGGAACGAACCCCCAAACUCUCCAACAUAAUCGACUGCACAGGAACAGCCUCCUACCAUGGAUUUCUACCUGUGCUCGUCCGCAACUGCAUACAGGCUAUGAUUGACCCACUGAUGGAACCGUACCCACAUCAAUUUGCCACAGCCCUUUUCUCCUUUCUUUAUCACCUGGCCAGUUAUGAUGCAGGUGGUGAGGCCUUAGUAUCUUGUGGCAUGAUGGAAGCUUUGCUUAAGGUGAUCAAGUUCCUUGGAGACGAGCAGGACCAGAUAACCUUUGUGACACGGGCAGUGAGAGUUGUGGAUCUCAUCACCAAUCUGGACAUGGCUGCUUUUCAGUCCCAUGGCGGCCUCUCAAUCUUUAUCAGCAGGCUGGAGCAUGAAGUUGACCUCUCCAGAAAAGAGUGCCCUUUUGUAAUCAAACCAAAGAUCCAGAGGCCUAGCACAACUUCUGAGGCAGAGGAUAUGGACACUGACAUGGACAUGUCAGAGGUUGCCAUGGAGAGCAGUCCUGGCCCUUCCACUUCCUCUGGUUCCAGAACAGAGACAGACUCCCGAGCACAGAGCAAUACAGCCAGCGCCCCCAGAGCAGGUGUGCAGUGCAUCCCUCAGAGGGCCGCUCUGUUGAAAUCGAUGUUGAACUUCUUGAAAAAAGCCAUCCAGGACCCUGCGUUCUCUGACGGCAUUCGUCAUGUAAUGGACGGUUCCCUGCCUACCUCUCUGAAACACAUUAUCAGUAAUGCAGAGUAUUAUGGACCCUCACUGUUUCUCCUAGCGACAGAAGUGGUGACCGUGUUUGUGUUCCAGGAGCCCUCUUUACUAUCUUCUCUGCAGGACAAUGGUCUCACUGAUGUCAUGCUACACGCAUUGCUCAUCAAAGAUGUCCCUGCCACAAGGGAGGUGCUGGGUUCUCUACCCAAUGUCUUCAGUGCCCUGUGUCUGAAUGCUCGGGGUCUGCACUCCUUUGUGCAGUGUCAGCCCUUCGAGCGGCUGUUCAAGGUCCUUCUCUCGCCAGACUACCUGCCUGCCAUGCGCCGCAGACGCAGCUCUGACCCUCUCGGAGACACUGCCUCCAAUUUGGGAAGUGCUGUUGAUGAGCUAAUGCGGCACCAGCCCACAUUAAAAACAGACGCGACGACAGCCAUCAUCAAGUUGCUGGAGGAGAUUUGCAACUUGGGUAGAUCACCAGAGUACAUCUGCCAGAAACCAUCUAUUCAGAAGGCGGAUGGGACCGUUACUGUGCCUCCAGCUCGCUCAAACCAUGCUGCAGAGGAGGCAUCCAGCGAGGAUGAGGAGGAGGAAGAGGCUCUACAUACCUUUAGCCAACAGCAGGGGGAGCCAGAAAGCAACAGACAAGUGGUGGGCACAGAGGAGCGAAUUCCCAUCCCUCUUAUGGAUUACAUCCUCAAUGUGAUGAAAUUUGUGGAGUCCAUACUAAGUAAUAACACCACAGAUGACCACUGUCAGGAGUUUGUAAAUCAGAAGGGCCUCCUGCCGCUAGUGUCAAUCCUUGGGCUUCCCAACCUGCCCAUAGACUUCCCCACCUCUGCUGCCUGCCAAGCUGUUGCAGGAGUCUGCAAAUCAAUACUGACUUUGUCUCAUGAGCCUAAGGUUCUGCAAGAGGGUUUGUGUCAGUUGGACAGCAUAUUGUCUGCUCUGGAGCCUCUUCAUCGGCCCAUCGAGUUUCCUGGUGGCUCUGUGCUGCUGAGAGAGCUGGCCAAUGCAGGCCAUGUCACCGAUGCCACACUGUCGGCACGUGCCACCCCGCUGCUGCACGCCCUGACGGCGGCACACGCGUACAUCCUAAUGUUUGUCCAUACCUGCAGAGUCGGACAGAGCGAGAUCCGUGCUAUCUCUGUGAACCAGUGGGGUUCUCAGCUGGGUCUUAGUGUUCUUAACAAACUCAGUCAGCUCUACUGCUCUCUAGUGUGGGAGAGCACAGUGCUGCUGUCCCUCUGUACACCAAAUAGUUUGCCUCCUGGCUGUGAGUUUGGUCAGGCUGACAUGCAGAAGCUUGUGCCUAAGGAAGAAAAACCCUCGAGCAGCGCAACCGCAGCUGCCGGCAGAAGAACUGCCCCUUUCUCUCUGCCAGCUGAUACGGAGAGCCUCUCUGUCGGAGUGGAUCCCUCUGCUCAGGGUUUGCUGGAAGGAAUUGGGCUCGAUGGAGACUCCCUUGCUCCCAUGGAAACGGAUGAACCCACAGUCGUUGACCCGAAGGCCAAGUCCAAACUCACACCUGCGAUGGCAACACGUAUCAAGCAAAUCAAACCUUUACUCUCAGCCUCCUCUCGUUUGGGUAGGGCUCUGGCAGAGCUGUUUGGGUUGCUGGUGAAGCUUUGCGUGGGCUCACCUGUACGCCAAAGACGUUCUCACCACACCACCAGCACAGGCACCGCCCCAACACCAGCAGCGCGGUCCACUGCUUCCUCUCUUACUAAACUCCUAACCAAGGGCUUGAGCUGGCAGCCACCUCCAUACACCCCAACCCCACGCUUCAGGUUGACGUUCUUUAUCUGCUCUGUGGGCUUCACCUCCCCCAUGUUGUUUGACGAAAGGAAGUAUCCUUACCAUCUGAUGCUGCAGAAAUUCUUCUGUUCUGGGGGCCAUGAUGCUUUGUUUGAGACAUUUAACUGGGCCCUGUCCAUGGGAGGAAAGUUUUCUGUGUCAGAGGGCCUGGAACACUCAGAGUUGCCUGACGGAACAGGGGAAUUCUUAGAUGCCUGGUUGAUGCUGGUAGAGAAGAUGGUCAACCCCAGCACUGUACUGGACUCUCCACAUUCUUUACCUGCUAAAGUGCCUGGAGCGACCCCUAACGCGCCCCAGUUUAGCGCCUUACGUUUCCUAAUUGUCACCCAAAAGGCUGCAUUCAGUUGUAUCCGUAAUCUGUGGAACCGUAAGCCCUUGAAGGUCUACGGUGGGCGCAUGGCUGAGUCCAUGCUGGCCAUUUUGUGUCACAUUCUGCGAGGAGAGCCCAUCAUCCAGGAACGGCUGUCCAAAGAAAGAGAGGGGACGGCUCGACCUGAUGAGGAGAGCAGCUCCUCGUCAACCCCCGCAGGACCUACUGGGCCUCCGGGAUCAGGGGCAGUCGUUGCAGAGGGAGUGGCUGCAAGUGCUAAUGGGAACGCUGCUGGUAGCUCUGCAGAGGAGGCGACCAACUCUGCAACCCGCAGAGAGCCACAAGUCAACCCGGCUCAGCUCACUCAGCUAACUGACAUGGGCUUCUCCAGAGAACAUGCUACGGAGUCUCUUCUGAACACCAGCACUAUGGAGCAGGCCACUGAGUACUUGCUUACACACCCUCCGCCACUGCUCAGCGCAGCUGUCAGAGAGUUCACCAUGUCUGAAGAAGACCAGAUGAUGCGGGCCAUUGCCAUGUCUCUAGGUCAAGAAGUUAGCAUGGAGCAGCGCUCAGACUCACCUGAGGAAGCAGCUCGUCGACGUGAAGAGGAGGAGAGGAGAGCAAGGGAACGGGUGGAAGAGGAAGAGGCACGUUGUCUGGAACGCUUUCUGGAAGCGGAGCCUCUGGACACCACAGAGCUCCAUUCGUUUACAGACUCUAUGCUACCUGGCUGCUUCCACUUGCUGGAUGAGCUGCCGGAUACCGUCUACCGGCUCUGUGACCUUCUCAUGACCGCUGUUAAAAGAAACGGCCCUGAAUACAGAGACCUCAUCCUCAGACAGGUGGUCAAUCAGGUAUGGGAGGCUGCCGAUGUGUUGAUAAAGGCUGCUGUGCCGCUCACCACCAGUGACACAAAAACAGUGUCUGAGUGGACGAAGCAGAUGGCAACCCUCCCUCAGGCCUCCAACCUAGCCACCCGCAUCCUCCUGCUCACACUGCUCUUUGAGGAGCUGAAACUGUCGUGUGCACGUGUGGUGGAGAAUAGCGGCGUCUUGACUGUGCUGAUCAAGCUGUUGGAGGUGGUACAGCCCUGUUUGCAGGCUGCCAAAGAGCAGAAGGACAUCCAGACGCCCAAAUGGAUCACCCCUGUGCUUCUGCUUAUUGACUUCUAUGAAAAGAUGGCUGUGUCAUCCAAACGUAGAGCCCAGAUGAACAAGUACCUGCAGCCCAAUGGGAAUAACUGGCGGUGGUUUGAUGACCGCUCGGGCCGCUGGUGCAGCUAUAGCGCCAGUAACAACAGCACUAUAGACUCUGCCUGGAGGGCAGGAGAGACGAGCGUCCGGUUCACUGCAGGACGUAGGAGAUACACAGUCCAGUUUAACACCAUGGUGCAGGUGAAUGAGGAGACUGGAAACAGACGGCCAGUAAUGUUAACAGUGCAAAGGGUGCCACGGAUGCCCAAACCCUCUAAAGCUGGAAGUGUUACUGAUACAGAGAGAGAGGAAGGAGAACAGAAAGCCAAGACUGAGGAGACUCAAACAGACACUGACUCCACAUCUGUGGCUGUGGAAAUGGCUCCCCCUAAAGAAGAUCUGGAGCAGAAAGAUUCAGUCACGCCAGCUGCUGCUACUGUUCAGGACCCCUCUGUCUCCAGUGGGAUUGUGGUGCAGGGGCUGACAGAGGAGAUGGUCACCAUCCUGAUCCGUGCCUGUGUCAGCAUGAUCAGUGUUCCUGUGGACCCGGACACUUUGCACGCCACCUUGCGGCUUUGUCUGCGUCUUACGCGCACACACCAUUAUGCUAUGAUGUUUGCUGAGCUUAAGAGCACACGCAUGAUUCUGAACCUCACACAGAGCUCUGGGUUCAAUGGAUUCACGCCGUUGGUCACGCUGCUCUUCCGACACAUCAUAGAAGACCCAGCAACUCUGCGGCACACCAUGGAGAAGGUGGUGCGGUCUGCUGUCACCAGUGGGGCAGGAAGUACCACUUCAGGUGUGGUGUCAGGCAGUUUGGGCUCAAGGGAGAUCAACUACAUCCUGCGUGUCCUCGGUCCAGCUGCGUGCCGCAACCCAGAGUGCUUUACAGAAACUGCCAAGAGCUGCAUCCGUAUUGCUCUACCAGCCCCAAGAGGUGCUGGGACCGCCUCAGAUGAUGAGUUUGAGAACUUCAGAAUUAAGGGUCCAAACGCUGUCCAGUUAGUGAAGACCACACCCCUGAAACUGUCCCCGCUGCCCACCAUUCCAGAGACCAUUAAAGAAGUCAUCUAUGAUAUGCUUAAUGCCCUAGCAGCAUAUCAUGCUCCAGAAGAAGCAGAAAAAGGAGAGGAGCGUGCGGCAACAGUACCAGUGGGUCAAGACCUGUGUCAGAUCCUGCAGGAUGUUGGCGAUGAUGUCUACCAGCAGUACAGACUCACUAGACAGGGCAGUGACUUUGACUCGCAGUCUGCCUUCCACAUAAAUACUCAGGUGUUUGCCGCAGAUGGUGCUGUUGCAGAAUCCUCCCAGUCCGGAACUCCUCAAGGAGAAGCCUCCACGCCUGAGGAAAUGCGUGAAGAGAAAAAGGAGCAGGAGGGAGACAAGGGAGCUUCUUCAGAGGAGAGCCGUGCUGCUAAAGCAAAGGCCAGCAAGCCCCUGAUGCCAACCUCUACCAUCUUGAGACUGCUUGCAGAGCUGGUACGGUCCUAUGUGGGAAUCGCAACGCUCAUCACUUCCUACAACUACACGGCUGGCCAGUCUGAACUCAUUAAGGAGGAUUGCAGUGUGCUUGCGUUCGUUUUGGAUCACUUGCUCCCACACACCCAGAACUCUGAGGACAAGGACACACCUGCACUCGCACGUCUGUUUUUGGCCAGCCUUGCUGCUGCUGGCACGGGCACUGAGGCCCAGGCCGCUCUGGUCAAUGAGGUCAAAGCUGCUCUGAGUAGGGCACUGGGCAUGGCAGAGGGCACAGAGAAACAUGCUCGCUUGCAAGCAGUCAUGUGCAUCAUCAGCACCAUUAUGGAGUCGUGUCCUUCAACCUCCAGCUUCUACAGCACAGCCACAGCUAAGACCCAGCACAACGGCAUGAAUAACAUCAUCCGCCUCUUCCUCAAGAAAGGCCUUGUCAAUGACCUUGCCCGUGUGCCUCAUAGUCUGGAUCUAUCUAGUCCCAACAUGGCAAAUACCGUAAAUGCUGCUCUUAAGCCUUUGGAAACUCUGUCUCGAAUCGUGAACCAGCCUAGCAGCCUGUUUGGAGGCAAAGGGGCAUCUAGCAAGAACAAGACCGAGCAUGACACUGUUGGCACAGUCAGGGACAGUAACAGCAACACCCAGGAUCAAGGAGAGGCAGGUGAGGCUGAGCCAGUAGGUAACCGUGACCGUGGUCAAGCCACAGAUGGGGACCUGAUGGAUGGUGAAGCCGAAGGAGACACUGUGGUGAUCGCUGGGCAGCCCGAGGUGUUGAGCACUCAGGCCAUGCAGGUGGAGAAUGAGUUGGUGGAUUUGAUAGAUGAACUUUUGGAGAGGGACGCAGGCACUGUCAAUAGCACCAUCAUUGUGGGACGUUCUGGCGAGGACGAAUCUCAGGAGGACGUGCUGAUGGAUGAAGCUCCUUCCAAUAUGAGUCAAGCCUCCACUCUGCAGGCCAAUAGAGAAGACUCUAUGAACAUUCUAGAGCCAGAGGAUGAAGAGCACACACAAGAGGAAGACUCCAGCGGCAGUAACGAGGAUGAGGACAGUCAGGAUGAAGAGGAGGAGGAGGAGGAAGAAGAGGAGGAGGAUCAGGAUGACGAAGAGGGCGAUGAGGAUGAUGAUGAUGAGGGCUCAGAAAUGGAGUUGGAUGAAGAUUUUCCUGAUAUCAAUGCGGCCCCACACAUUCGUUUUGAAAGAUUUGACCGCGACGAUGACCUCAUCAUAGAGUUCGAUAACAUGUUCUCAACAUCAGCAGACAUCCCUCCGUCACCAGGAAACAUACCCAGUUCUCAUCCUCUGAUGGUGCGUCACGCUGACCACGGCUCUCUGACUCUAGGAGGAUCAAGCACCAGCAGCAGAUUGGCUCAGGGCAUGGGCCGCAGCCAACGAUCUCUCCGCCAGCUCACAGCCAACACAGGACACACCAUCCACGUACAUUACCCUGGAAACCGCCAACCCAACCCUCCGCUCAUCCUGCAGAGAUUAUUGGGCCCUAGUGCUGCGGCUGAUAUCCUACAGCUAUCUAGCUCUCUGCCCCUGCAGUCCAGAGGACGUGCCCGUCUUCUGGUGGGCAAUGAGGACGUGCACAUUAUCGCCCGUUCAGACGACGAACUGCUGGACGACUUCUUUCAUGAGCAGAGCAGCACUGGAGGACAAGCCGGCACCCUUUCCAGUAUACCAACAGCCUUAACUAGAUGGACUGAUGAGUGUAAAGUACUGGAUGCUGAGAGCAUGCAUGACUGUGUGGCGGUGGUAAAGGUGCCCAUCCUGCAACACUUGGAGAGUUUGCGCGAUGAGGAGCUAGAAGAACGGAGGGAGAAGAGGCGGAGACAGUUGGCUGCAGAGGAGGAGACAGCCAAACAGAAUGAGACUUCUUCAACAGGCGAGGAGACCCAGGAGCAGAGUCUGCAGGGCUCAGCGAUUGGAACGGUCAAUGGCGUGGGCCAAAACACAGCAGAAGGAGAACAAGCCCAGGGUGGGGUGUCCUCCUGUCUGGACCCUCCUCGCACCUCUGAGGGUUUCCUCACAGCGCCCCCUUCAGGUGAAGUCACCCCAACCACCCCUGCACUCCACGAGCAGGCCCUUGUGUCUCUGGAGACCGCUAUCAGUCAGCAGGUGCACCAGCCAAUCGCAGAGCUGCUUCUGGCUGACUCCAAUCCUGAUUCUCAGGGGGCCUUGGCAGGGGCUAGGCUUCCUCAGCUCUCUGCACCCGAUAGGCCGAAUUGUGAGGCAGAAGCAUCUCAGAUGGAGAUGUCACCUGCACCCACUAUUGGUGAGAGAGCAGGAGGAGGAGCAUUGGAUGCAGUCAGGGAAGCUUCUCUCAGUCCAGAUAUUGCUGAGAGCUCCGAGCCUGUGCCAGUGGGUGUAUCUCAGCUUGAGGGUUCGCCCAUGGAUACGAGCAGUCCUGCCUCAGGAACGCAGGAAGAGCCAGCUGCCAGCUCAGCCCCACCAAAUCACAUGUCUCAGGAACUGUCAGUAAGUGGUGACAGCGGGCUCACAGACAGGCAGACAGAUGCAGAAACAGGCUCAACGUCUGUUUCUUCUCCUGGUGAAACCAUGCCUCGAAGUGACAGUGCAGAUAGCCAAUCACAAGCCAUACAAGAGGAGCCCCUCCCAUCCACCAGCAAUGAGGAGGAAGACCCUCUGGCAGGUAUUAACCUACCAGAAGGUGUGGACCCUUCUUUCCUGGCUGCACUGCCCGAGGACAUCCGCCGAGAGGUUCUGCAGAACCAGCUUGGGAUUAGACCCCCUUCUCGCCCUCCUGUGGUCUCCUCACUCCCAUCUGCAGCUGCUGCUCUGCUGGGUGCUGGGCUGGGUGUGACGGAGGUCAGCCCAGAGUUCCUGGCCGCUUUACCACCUGCAAUUCAGGAGGAGGUCUUGGCCCAGCAGCGUGCGGAGCAGCAGAGGCGUGAGUUAUCCCAGCAACCCACUCAGGGCGAUCAACCUCUGGACCCCGUUACGUUCAUCCAGACCCUGCCCUCUGAGCUGCGUCGAUCGGUGUUGGAGGACAUGGAAGACAGUGUGUUGGCGGUCAUGCCCCCAGACAUCGCAGCAGAGGCUGCAGCAUUGCGCAGAGAACAGGAAGCCAGGCAGAGACAGCUGAUGCACGAAAGGUUGUUUGGACACAGUUCCUCUUCAGCCCUGUCCGCCAUUCUACGCUCCCCUGCCUUUACCAGCCGACUGGGUGGCAACCGUGGGGUACAGUACACACGACUGGCCGUGCAAAGAGGAGGGACGUUUCAAGUAGGAGGAAGCGCAAACCACAGCCGCCCUUCUAGUUCUAAUGUCGAUUCGCUCCUGCGCCUCCGGGGACGUCUCCUACUGGACCACGAGGCACUGUCUUGCCUACUAGUGCUGCUGUUUGUGGACGAGCCCAAGCUGAACACCAGCCGUCUCCACAGAGUGCUGCGUAACUUGUGCUACCACUCACAGACACGUGGCUGGGUUAUUCGCAGUCUCUUGUCAAUCCUGCAGCGCAGCAGCGAGAGCGAGCUCUGCUUGGAGACCACACGUAUAGAAGAGUCCCGUGGCAAACGUUCAUUAGCCCAGGGCUCUUCUGGUGGUGGAAAAGGCUCCUCUUCGUCCCCGCAGGCAAGUGUAGCAUCAUCCUCAUCUUCCUCUCUAGAGCUGUUGAACAGAGUGGAAUCGCGCAGCUCCAGUCAGCUCUCCUGGCUGUCUGUAUCCAUGGAUGCAGCUCUGGGAUGCAGGACCAACAUCUUUCAGAUCCAACGAGCGUCGGGCAGGAAGCAUGCGGAGAGACAUUCAACGGGAGGAGGGAUGGGCUCGGGAGGGCUCGGAAGUGGAGUUUCUGGAGCAGGAGUGGCCUGUUCUGGGGCAGGAGGUGGAUCAACGGUUCACAUCCACCCACAGGCAGCUCCUGUUGUCUGUCGACAUGUACUGGACACCCUUAUACAACUAGCCAAGGUGUUCCCUAGUCACUUCACUCAGCAGCGCUGUAAGGACCUGCUGUCUUCUUUGUCAUCCGAAUUGGAUCCACGUCUCUGUGGCAGUUUGACGCAGAUUGCCAGCGGAAGCCUUCGAUCAGGCAGCACCAGCCAGAGCAAUUCCUUAGCCAACCUUAGCAAUCCCUCUUCUACCCACAAUUCCCUUAGCUCCUGCUCAGGAUCCCCACAGUCCCUGGGCAUCUCCACUGACUUCUGGGAUCUCCUGGUCAAGCUGGACAACAUGAAUGUGAGCCGUAAGGGCAAGGCCUCCAUGAAGACUGUCCCUCUAGGAGGUGCUGGUGAGACAGAAGGGGCACUGUUUAGCCUUGAGGUGUCUCCCUUGGGGCAGCUGAUGAACAUGCUGUCCCACCCUGUGAUCCGUCGUAGCUCGCUCCUCACGGAGAAACUUCUCCGAUUGCUUUCUCUUAUCUCCAUCGCUCUGCCUGACAACAAGGCCACAGAGGUUCCAGCCAGCCACCCAGUGCCUCAGGCCCCAACUGCCACCCCCGCUGCCCCUGCCACCCAAGCCACAGCAGGGUCAACCGCCAUCUCAGCGGCACCUGUUACACAGAGCUCCAUGCUAUCGGUGCCCUCUCAACCAGUCACUACAGCAGCUGCUGUUGCAGGGAGCACCGCCGCAUCUAGCAGUAUUGCUGCAGGGAAACAGAAACCAGUAGUUAGCAGCACGGACAACGACACCAAACUGGCCUCAACUGGACUUACCGAGAAACAGCUGCAGCUCUCUGUGGAGGUGCUGACAUCCCACUCGUGUUCAGAGGAAGGUCUGGAGGACGCGGCCAACAUCUUGCUGCAGCUGUCAAGAGGAGACGGUCAGACUCGGGAUACAGUCCUUAAACUGCUUCUCAGCGGGGCACGUCACCUCGGAUACACCCUUUGCAAACAAAUUGGCACUUUACUGGCAGAAUUGAGGGAGUAUAACCUGGCGCAACAAAGAAGAGCACGUGCUGAUGCUCAGUCUCCUGAAGCGUCACAUGAGGACCCAUCCCUUACCACACGGCUCAGGGACAAGAUGACCAGCAGGUUUGAUGGCUCUGAGAGUGUAGUGAUUGUGGCUGCUCAGAAGCGCACGCUAGGCGGCCGCGAGCUGCAGCUACCCUGCAUGAGCUCGCUCACGUCCAAGACCUCCACGCAGAAGUUCUUCCUGCGUGUGCUGCAGGUCAUCAUCCAGCUUAGGGAGGACACACGGCGCGCUAACAAGAAAGCCAAGCAGACAGGAGGAAGACUGAGUUCAACCAGUUUGGGGUCAGCCAGCAGUAUCCAGGCUGCGGUCCGUCAGCUAGAGGCUGAAGCAGACGCCAUCAUUCAGAUGUCGGAGGUGCACUCUGUUGCCGAGCCCCCAGCAGCCCAAAGGGAUGAUUCGCCCAUGGAUGUGGACCAGCCCUCACCCUUGGCACAGGACCAGGCCGCGCUAGGUGAAGAGAGCAGCACUCAACCGGAACAGGAAGAACGUUUGCCUGACCUGCCACUAUUGAGCGAGCAGCUAUUAUUGGAUGAGCUCUGGGACAUGCAGGGAGAGUGCUUAAAGGAACUUGAAGAGUCUCACGACCAGCAUGCAGUCUUGGUGCUUCAACCAGCGGUGGAAGCCUUUUUCCUGGUUCACGCAACAGAGCGCGAAAGCAAACCACCAGUUCGAGACACACGGGAGAGUCAGCUGUCACACAUCAAGGACGAGCCUCCUCCGCUGUCCCCGGCCCCUCUCACUCCCGCCACGCCCUCCUCCCUGGACCCCUUCUUCUCUAGAGAGCCCUCCUCCAUGCACAUCUCCUCCAACCUGCCUCCAGACACACAGAAGUUCUUGCGUUUUGCUGAGACCCACCGCACAGUGCUGAAUCAGAUCCUGCGUCAGUCUACCACUCACCUGGCAGAUGGGCCAUUCGCUGUUCUGGUCGACUACAUCCGCAUCUUAGACUUUGAUGUGAAACGCAAGUAUUUCCGCCAGGAGUUGGAGCGUUUGGAUGAGGGGCUGAGGAAAGAGGAUAUGGCAGUUCAUGUAAGAAGAGACCACGUCUUUGAAGACUCUUACAGAGAGCUGCACCGCAAGAGCCCAGAGGACAUGAAGAAUAGACUGUAUAUAGUAUUUGAAGGGGAAGAAGGUCAAGAUGCAGGCGGUCUGUUGAGGGAGUGGUACAUGAUCAUCUCCAGGGAGAUGUUCAACCCCAUGUACGCCCUGUUCCGCACAUCUCCUGGUGACCGAGUCACCUACACCAUCAACCCUUCCUCUCACUGCAACCCCAACCACCUCAGCUACUUUAAGUUUGUGGGACGUGUGGUGGCAAAGGCUGUCUAUGACAACAGGCUUUUAGAGUGCUACUUCACACGCAGCUUCUACAAGCACAUUUUGGGCAAGAGCGUCAGAUAUACAGACAUGGAAAGUGAGGACUAUCCCUUCUUUCAAGGUCUUGUUUACUUGUUGGAGAAUGAUGUGUCUACUCUGGGCUAUGAGCUGACAUUCAGCACAGAGGUCCAGGAGUUUGGCGUGUGUGAAGUGAGGGAUCUGAAGCCCAAUGGUGCCAACAUCGUCGUCACUGAGGAGAACAAGAAGGAAUAUGUGCAUCUAGUCUGCCAGAUGAAGAUGACAGGUGCGAUUCGAAAGCAGCUGGCGGCCUUCCUGGAGGGCUUUUAUGAGAUCAUCCCCAAGCGAUUGAUCUCCAUCUUUACAGAGCAGGAGCUGGAGCUGCUCAUCUCCGGCCUGCCAACUAUUGACAUUGACGACCUCAAGGCCAAUACAGAAUACCACAAAUAUCAGUCCAGCUCUAUCCAGAUUCAGUGGUUCUGGCGCGCGUUACGAUCCUUUGACCAGGCUGACCGGGCCAAAUUCCUGCAGUUUGUUACUGGCACAUCUAAAGUACCUCUGCAGGGCUUCGCUGCUCUGGAGGGAAUGAACGGUAUUCAGAAGUUCCAGAUUCACCGGGAUGAUCGUUCUACUGACCGUCUGCCCUCCGCACACACAUGCUUUAACCAGUUGGACCUCCCAGCGUAUGAGAGCUAUGAGAAGUUAAGACACAUGCUGCUGAUGGCCAUUCAGGAAUGUUCUGAAGGCUUUGGACUGGCCUAGAGAUUCUCCUAAUGCCCCCCCCACACACAAACACGGAUGUAGACUUACAUGUUGUUAACUUAUGACACACACAUGCAUAUUCACACUAUCAAACACAAGGCCAAGAUCUACUUCUAAUCCACAUAAAACAAACAGUUGGACGGCUAGACGAGUGACAGAUUUUGCCUACUACACACAGAGCCUCUCAUGGACACACCGAACUAUAUUUGGUAUGUGUGUCUCAAUUCCUUCUUACAUUACAGAGCCCGAGAGAGGAUUACAGAGGAUAUCUGCGGACUAAUAUAAAGAUUUUCUCCAUUUAGUUUGGUUUCUCUGUACAAAAGGUUUGGGAGUUUAUUAUGUUUAAUCUUUUUUUGUUCUUCUCUGGCUGUUUAAAACGAGAGAUGGCUUUGUGUGUGUAAAAGAGGGUGGUUGCAUCUCUCUGGGAAAGAAAAAAGUUGAUUGUCCUCUGAUGCUAAUGUGUGACCUCACUAGCUUUGCAAAUGGGAACUGUAAUUUUGGGGAGGGGGUGGACGAGGGAGGGACGGAACAUGAAAUGAGGUUUUGGUGAACCUGCAGAAGUGCAUGGAUUUUCAGAAGGGGGUCAUUUUUAGGCAACUUUUGUGGUAUUUUUGGAGAGGAUCACACAGAUUUAAGAAGUGAAGGACUGAGAUGUUAAACCGCAGGGUCUCAGACUUGUGCGGUUAUUGCCCAACUGCUGACGCAGCCUCUCAGCAGUUAAUCCGAAAGUAAAUUGCUACAUAAAUAAAUGCAUAAAAUGAG